Messenger RNA from Miniopterus natalensis, 3049 nucleotides. It is a transcript of the gene SERTAD4, whose product is annotated as SERTA domain containing 4. Gene Ontology annotation, cellular component: nucleus. The record is from RefSeq and is a predicted model, not a curated record. NCBI's taxonomy places the organism in Eukaryota, Metazoa, Chordata, Mammalia, Chiroptera, Miniopteridae.
GCUGUCUUGAAGAGGGCUGAGGGGAAUCUGAGAACAAUAUGAAAUGGGAUUUUAAAGAUCCGCCCAUGUAAUGCAGAUUGCAGAACGCAGAGGCUGAGAGUUUGCUGAGGUUCUCUUUGAAAAAAACAAUAAAAUGUUUCAGGGUAAAGGAGAGGACCAUGAAGUAGAAGUUUCCCAAGGCCAAGGGAUGAAGAUGCCAAGGCUAUUGCCUGGCUUCCUCUUGCUUAGGGCUGUUUUCUGUUUUUACAGAUCUGAGGCUGUCAGAGAUGACUCUGGUUCUGUCCAUGAAUAGAUUCUGCGAGCCCAUUGUCUCGGAAGGAGCUGCUGAAAUUGCAGGGUACCAGACACUAUGGGAGGCUGACAGCUACGGAGGCCCGAGCCCCCCAGGGCCAGCACAGGCUCCUCUGCAGGGAGACCGGGGAGCCGGCCCCCCGCUGGCAGGAUCACAUUACAGGGGAAUUUCAAAUCCUAUAACAACAUCCAAGAUCACAUAUUUUAAGAGGAAGUAUGUGGAAGAAGAGGAUUUUCACCCACCACUCAGCAGCUGUAGCCAUAAAACCAUCUCGAUUUUUGAGGAACGAGCCCACAUCCUUUACAUGUCCUUAGAAAAGCUCAAGUUCAUCGACGACCCCGAAGUGUACCUCCGAAGAUCUGUCCUUAUAAACAAUCUGAUGAAAAGGAUCCAUGGAGAAAUUAUCAUGCAGAAUAACUGGUGCUUUCCCGCCUGCUCUUUCAAUGGCGCCCCUGCCCAGGAGUGGUUCAUGGCUCAGGACUGUCCCUACCGAAAACGCCCGCGGGUGGCCAAAGAGGAGUGUGAGAAGAUUCACGCCUGCUGCUUCUACCAAGAUUGCGGUGGCCACUACCUGAAUUUACCCCUCUCUGUCAACGCCAGCGUCGGAAGUGCCUCUUCCUCCUCUGCGGCCUCGGCUUCCUCGCCUCUGCCUUUACCGAGUUGCUCCCACCAGGUGGAUUUUGAUGUUGGCGGCGCACCGGGUUAUAAGGGCGACGGCCAGAUACCUGCCAACGAAAUCUUUGUUACUAAUGUCAGGUCACUUGGCGGUCAGGAAAAGGCCAAGUUAAAUGAUGAGGAAGCAGGUGAUGACACCAACAGGGCUGGUGGCCCCCUAAGCCAUGAACCUGUGGGAAGUGACCUUGCUUUUGAGUGCAAAGGCCAAUUUUAUGAUUAUUUUGAGACCGGCUGUAAUGAAAAAAACAGUGUAAGCGAGUCCUGGAAAAAGUCCUUAAGGAAAAAGGAGCCUUCACCGAGUAACAAACUGUGCUGCAGCAAAAGGAAGUAAAAACCCGAGCCACCUUUCCACCUCGACUCUGACGCAUGCACAGCAUGAUCGGUUAGCACCGUACGUUUUAUUCCGAAUGGAUUUUCUAGUUUUGUACAACUGAUGCGAUUAUGCCAUGAACAUGCCGUGUCGUUUUAAUGCCUGGAGAGCAGAUUGCAUAAAACAUCUGUACAGUAGGGCAUCUGCGAGCUACUUAGAAAUGUGGUAAUUUUACCAAGAAAGCAGUUGACUUAAUGCUUACAAGUCUGUCUUAGUUUUCUCACAGAAAAGACCAGUAGAUUAGAACUGGGGGACAGUAGUGUGCCCUUGUGAUAUUUCCAUUAUCCCCCCCUCCCCAAGGAGCCUGUCACUAGCUAAGAAACUUCAACGUUUGCCAAUUAAUUCGGUAGUUAUUUGGUAAACACAUCAACAUAACCAGCAAAGGAUGUCUGCUUCGUCUAUAUGAUACAGUAUUUUUUUCUGAGUGAGAGACUGAAGACAGGGAGCUAGGUGAAAUGGCUUCAUGGUGCUGUUAAGUAUUUGUGACAGAUGAAGACAGGACGGGACGUAAGUGAAACACACCUGUGUUGGGGCGGCAGCCAGCACUGCGUGCGGGGGGCUCCCUGCAAGGGCCCGCCUGCCUGCGAGGGGUGGUGAGGCUUUUAGCGAAGUGCGAUACAGGGCGAUUUUCGGUGCCUUACUUUAUCUUAAUUUUUGCCAAUGUGAAAAUUAAGGAUAAAUCAGAGUUACAGCAGGGAUUUAACAAACAGGAAAAAACACACAGGGUGGAUCAAUAUUGUUUGGAAACCGUUAACUUCGAGCUGUUGCGUUCAACUUUUGAUUCCACAUCUCUGUUCCUUUGUUUUUGAUGCCCAAUUGUUUCGGAAUUUGGCAUUUUUUAGAAAGGGAUGGAGGAAACAAUAGAGAGAGCUGUUGGAAACCAGCGCUAGCUGCUUGGGCUUUUCUACGGCAACGGUCUGUUGCUGGGGUUUGGGUUUUUUGGGUUUUGGGUCGUUUGGUUCGGUUUGGUUUUCUUGUCCAAUGAAGUUCAUGAACCAGUGGCAUGCAUUAUAUUUUAAUCUGUUUUGCAUCAUUUCACUCGUUUAGAUUAUAAAAGCAUGUGGUUUUUUCUAUAUAACUUUUGCUGUUGAUUAAGAAGCACAAUGUUAAUAAAUGAUGUGGUGAUCAAUAAGGUUUUAUCUUAAAGAAUGUAAAGAUUUUCGGUUUGGGAAAGUUAUUUUGGAGAAAUGGGACUCAGUGGGCGAUAGCUACUAUGUAUUUGGUCAACAUUUCUCUCGGUAAUUUCUUUAAUUUGUACAUUUGUAAGAGGGUUCAGAGUGGCCCUCUGACCCUCCUUCCCUCUACUCCAGCCAACUCCUCCUGCGAAGCUGUGUUCCAAUUUCCAAGGUUACUACUUGACUUGGGCCUCCUUAAACAGCACUGCACAGGAACCAAAUGCCAAACGGAGGAAAUAAGGAAGUCCUCCCAGUUUCUCCAAGAUAAAGCUUUUUUAUUAUUGCUAUUAAUAUUAAAUAUAGGUCUCAUUCAUACAGUGUAUGAGUAGGAUCAUCAUUUGGACAAUGUCCACAAGGACCAAUUUUUAAAACAUGUUCUUGUGUUAUGGCUAAAUAGUCUAGUAAGGUUUGUCCUUUAUUUUCAAUAUUUGAUAAACAUUUGAUGUUGAAAACUUAGAUGAUAGACGCUUGUAUAUGACUGUGUUGUAAUAAAGUGAGGUUUUCUUGAUAUAUAUUUAUUAAAAUGAUCAAAAUUCA